ACGUAGCUAUUCUGGCCUUUCCAGGCAUUCAGCAACUCCCGAGGCCACAGGAUGAUCGACUAUCCUGGAGAUCAUUCCAACCAAGAAGCAGUUCCUUUCUUCACCGAAGACAGUACUCAGGAAACUGAAGAGGACACUACUGACGAAAACGAAGAGGACAACAUUGUAAUCCUCGGAAAAGGAAAGAAAGAGAAUUUGGAAUUCGAAUGGACCACUGGGUUGUGGUCGAAAUGUUCGGAGACUUGUGGAGGAAACGGGAUUCAACAGAGGAAGGUCAACUGUAUUGUAAGGUUAUAUAAUGCCACCCAACCUGUAGAUGAUAUUCUAUGUGAUGACGCUGGAUUGACUGCACCAGCCUCAAACAGAAAAUGUGGAUUCGACCAAUGUCCAGAGUGGACGACACAUGAGUGGAGUCCUUGUGAAAAAUCCAAAUGCUUCGAGUGGCACAAAGCUCUUCAAAGAAGAAUUGUAAGGUGUGAAAUAGCAGCAAAUUUAACUUUGGAUCCUGCAAAAUGUGAGCCAGAUGCUAAACCGAUAGACAAGCAAGAAUGUUAUAGCGAAAAAUGCGUUGGAAAAUGGAAAGUCGGACGGUGGUCAGAGUGUGCUGCUGCUUGCGAAACUAAAGGUUUAAAAUACCGAAUUAUACAAUGCGUUUGGUAUGGAACCAAAAAACCCGCAGGAACAGCUUGUAAGGAUUUAAAUAGGCCGCCCAUAAUGAAACCAUGUGUUGGAAUUUCAUGUACAAAAACAGAACCAAUUUGUAAGGACCACUCCAUGUUUUGCCCAAACGUUAAGAUGAUGAACAUGUGCAAGAUAAUGAGAUACCAGCAGCAGUGUUGCCAAACUUGCAGACAAUGAACGAGAAAACCGGAUUUUUAGAAAAAUCCAGCUGAAGAAAGCUUUGUGUGUUCAUAAUAAUAACAAAAAACUGUUACCUAAAUUGAUUGUUUUCCUUUUGUGAUUAUAUAAUAAGCCACUUACGUAAUUUGGAUGAAGGAAAGGAUAUAUUUUGGUAUGAUCUGUGGGUUCGACAAAAUGUUUGUUAUGGAAAUAAAAUUGUUUAUUGAAUAAAAAAAAAAUUCUACCAAAUAUUUUGUAAAUAGUUACGAUUGCUAUUUCUUACAGUAAUAUAAUUUAAUAUAAGCCAUUUGAUUAAUACAAUAAAUAAUUAUGUAUAUAACCAUAUUAGUGGCUCAAUUUAAUAUUUUAAGCUCCACUACUAAAAUUUUGUAUUAGUAUAUUAACAGUUGUGUAAGAAAUAGUAAUAUAAUAAAAAUUAAGGCAAAACGCGUAAAAAAUUAAAAAUUGUAAAAACACUACAUUUUUGUUUAUGGUUUUUAAUUCUUUAUCUUGCCCCU
Molecule: messenger RNA, 1358 nt
Organism: Psylliodes chrysocephalus
Lineage: Eukaryota; Metazoa; Arthropoda; Insecta; Coleoptera; Chrysomelidae
Source: the annotation of a GenBank genome assembly